This is a messenger RNA of Cyphellophora europaea CBS 101466, 1473 nucleotides long. RefSeq lists its product as uncharacterized. Bases 1 to 1473 code for a protein of 490 amino acids. Lineage: Eukaryota; Fungi; Ascomycota; Eurotiomycetes; Chaetothyriales; Cyphellophoraceae. The record is from RefSeq and is a predicted model, not a curated record. Gene Ontology annotation, molecular function: lipid binding. The transcript has 4 exons.
AUGUCGGGCCUUAUCGAGAAACUGACUGCUGAGGGAACCGGUGAAUCAGCAGAGUUCUUGAACGACAUCGUGAAGCAGUUAUGGCCCAACAUCAAUGCCGCUGGCAGCAAAAUGGUCAAGGAGAUCGUGGAACCCAUGUUCAAGACUAUGCUUCCGGGUCCAUUAUCCACCUUGCACUUCACCAAGAUCGAUCUCGGCCCCGUACCUCUACGGUUGUCAAACGCAAAGACAACAAAAACCGAGGCAGACGGUAUCAAGCUCGAUCUGAACGUCGACUGGGUGGGCAAAGCCGACAUCGAAUUGGAUGCUGACUACAUCCCUGCCAUGGGUGUUGAGAGCGUGCAGCUUCAUGGCAGACUUUCCAUACUCCUCUGCCCACUCACAAAUGUUAUCCCUCUGAUCGGAGCCGCCCAAAUAACAUUCAUCAAUCCACCAGUCCUGAAGCUCGAUUUCACAGGCGCAGCAAAUGUAGCCGAUUUCUCCUUGAUCGACGAUACCGUUCGCAGUGUAAUCCUGGGCAUCAUCAACUCCAUGUUCACCCUCCCCAACCGAUUCCUGCUCAAGCUUGACGCCAAUGCCGACUACUUCAAAACCUACCACUAUCCGCUCGGCAUGAUUCGAAUCACUGUGGAGAAGGCAUGGGGCUUCGGAGAGGAGGCCAAGUCGUCUGCAAAGAAGUUUUUCAACAAGAUCACUCGCGCCGCUCCGGACUGCUAUGCUAAAGUUGAGGUCGGCGGAGAGCCGUCGUGGCAGACAGCAACCAAGAACAACACGAACAAACCAUCGUGGAACGAGACGCAUGACUUUGUAGUGAGCGACUUUGACCAGUGUAUCAAAGUGGACGUGAAAGACGAAGACCUCAAUGGGGACGACGACGUCGGCCUGGCAGUGACAACAGUCCGAGAGAUUCUGGUCGCUGGAGGUAGCCAGGAGCUGCCACUGGUCCUCAAAGGCGAGGAGACGGACGGCAGAGUCUCAAUCUCUUGCCAGUACUUCAAGUACGUAGCCGAUGCCGGCAGCCUCACCGCCUCCGACCACAAAGGCGAUGGCCACCUUUCUGGCAUCGCCACCAUCCUCGUCGCAGGCGCAUACGACAUCAAGGGCCAGCGCGAAGCUCUCAAGCCCAGCGUCGUGGUGACAUGGGGCAAGACUCAACGCUUCCAGACUGCCAUCAAGGCCGACGCUCCAGGCGCCGACAUCAACAACCCUGCCUUUGACCAGGGAUUCCGAGUCCCCAUCACGACCGAUUUGGUGGGCAGUAGUCCAGACAACUUCCGCAUUGCACUCCUAGACGGCGAGAAGGAGAUCGGUAGCGUUGAUGUACCGUUCGCGAGCGUGGCGGAUGCACCGGAUAGAUUGCUCCAGCAGAAAUUUGACGUUGGUAAUGGAGCCUCGGUCCGGGCCAGCAUUCGCCUGAGAGGUGUUGUGCCUGGAGAGAUCCCGCAGGUGGCGCUGCCGGACAGGCGCAAGUAG